This is a messenger RNA of Myzus persicae (green peach aphid), 814 nucleotides long. RefSeq lists its product as uncharacterized. The transcript has a single exon. The record is from RefSeq and is a predicted model, not a curated record. The coding region runs from base 197 to 688 and encodes 163 amino acids. NCBI's taxonomy places the organism in Eukaryota, Metazoa, Arthropoda, Insecta, Hemiptera, Aphididae.
AAACCAUCCUUAUGGUAUUAUGAAAAACUUUUAUUUCUGGAUCCUUAUGUGACACCCCGUAAAAGCCGGAAUUCAAUGGAAAACGAAGUAAAAAAACCAGAUUCACCAUGUGAGGUAGGUACAUUGGGAUUGAAAUUAGUAUUUUGAUUGUCCCUUAAGUAAAUACUUAAAUGUCUGUUAAUUUCAGAAUACUGAUAUGAUAUACUCAUUAGAAGAAAGUAGUCAUCAAAGCCUGCAAUUUGGAGAUAAUACAGAGCUUAUUCAAGAAAUAUUUGUGUCAGACGACAUGGAACCACAAACUCACGAAGAUUUUGCAGCAAGUUCUUCCCAAAAUUUUACAUUUACCAGUCAUAUCAGUCCACCGCUAUCAACAUCAUCAACAUCUGCUUCAUCAAGAAAUUCAAAUGAUCGUCCUAAAAAAAAGUUUCGGUCUAAUCCAAUUGAUGAUGUAUAUGCAAGCGCCAUUAAUAAUCUUGCAGAGUCAAUGAGUCAACCAGUUACCAUUAACAAUACAGAUAGUAUUAGGAAUACACAGACUCCAUCAUCAGACUCAAUUGACACAUUUGUUGUAUUUAUAGGAUCAUUACUUAGAACCAUUAAAAAUGAAGGUAUAAAGCUGGAAGCAAUGUACAGCAUUACCCAAACUGCAUUUGAUGCAAAAUCAAAAGACGGUAACAAAGAUGUUUAAUUACUCUGAUUUUUAUUAUAUUAUUAUUAUUAUUUGUAUGAACUUUAAGACUGAAGAAAGAGUUAAUUUAUGAUUUAUUUUAUUUUAUUCUAUUAUUAAUUAUUUUUAUUAUUUUUAUUUUGUUAA